UCUUUGUGCGUGAAAUUCACCUCGACGGAUGCCAUGCAGGACGCGUUACGUAAGAAUCGCGAACCACGGAAGUUUUGUUAUUCGAGCGGAAAGACUGUGGAAGUCCGAAUGAUUAUUGCGGGAAGUAACAUACGGUAUGUUAGGGUGUUUGAUCUUCCACCAGAAAUACCGGAUGAGGAUCUAUCUUCGGUACUCGGACAAUACGGUACAGUGGAGUAUUCAGUGCGAGAAAAAUUUCCCGUGGAUUUGGGCCUCGAUCACUUGUACACGGAUGCAUGUCCUUUGCGAAAUAAACGGAUGACCAAGAAAUCGGCAAUCACGUUUGCCGAAAUAGUAAACGGAUGCCAGAACAAUGGAGAAGGUAUUGAUGAGGAAGACAUUGAGGAAGGAACGAUCGAAAUUCUGGAUGAAGCGAUGCAGCAAUCUGUGGGAGAAGAAGAAGAAAUAGAAGAAGAAGAAGAAGAACUGGAAAAAGAACAGGAUCCAACGAAAAUAGUAUUUAAAAAUAAAACGGAUCAGUUGUGGUACGAGCGCAAAGGAAUUCUUAAUUACACCGAGAAAAAAGAGAAAAUGUUGCGGGAAUAUGCGGAGGAACAACGGAAGAAGAAAGAGGAGGAUCUGAGAGAACAAGCAAAAUACGCGGCUCGCAAAAAAGCGCGAAAAAAUGUAUUGUAAUUAUGAUAACUUUGUUAUUUAAUAUGUUUCUCGGCUCCGUAGAGUUUUAUAUAAAACAAAUGAGCC
Messenger RNA from Armigeres subalbatus, 741 nucleotides. RefSeq lists its product as uncharacterized. Lineage: Eukaryota; Metazoa; Arthropoda; Insecta; Diptera; Culicidae. Bases 34 to 675 code for a protein of 213 amino acids. The record is from RefSeq and is a predicted model, not a curated record. The transcript has 2 exons.